This is a messenger RNA of Clunio marinus, 657 nucleotides long. The record is from the annotation of a GenBank genome assembly. Lineage: Eukaryota; Metazoa; Arthropoda; Insecta; Diptera; Chironomidae.
AUGAAAAUUAAAAGACAAAAAUAUCAACAAUACAGUGCUGAAAAUUUAAAUGAAGCAGUUCAUAAAGUGAAUGAAAACAUAUUGACCAUUUAUUCAGCUUCAAAAAUAUACGGAGUUCCGAGAUCAACUUUAAAAACGAAAUCAAAAACUAUCACAUUGUGCGGUGGAUCGAUAGUUGAUAUGAAAGUUGUUUUAACUGCAGGUCAUUGUCUUAAGAAUGCUAAUGGUGGUGUCAUCAUCAUUGGUACAAAUGAUUUGCUUUCUAAUGAGACAGAUGUUGUUCGUCAUUAUGUUGAUUCCUCAAGUUUUAAAGUUCACCCACAAUUUAACAUUCACGUUGCUUAUCUUGACGUUGCAUUAAUUAUCUUACCUGAACCUCUGAAAUUUUCAAAUGCUAUUCAAUCUGUUAAGUUGCCAUCUGGUUAUCUCUUGGAUGAAUCAUUUGCGGGUGAAAUUGGAACAGUUUCCGGUUAUGGUCAAUAUUGUGAUACAUGUGGAUCAUCAAAUCUGUUAAGAUUCACACAAAAUCGUGUGAUGCAAAAUAAAGAAUGUGGAAAAUCAUUUGAAAUUGGAUUAAUUCCUUCUGAAAAUCAUGUUUGUUUGUCAACAGUUGAAACUAAUUCUGGGAAUUGUCGUGGAGAUUCAGAAACUAAGUAA